Messenger RNA from Fibroporia radiculosa, 1581 nucleotides. RefSeq lists its product as uncharacterized. NCBI's taxonomy places the organism in Eukaryota, Fungi, Basidiomycota, Agaricomycetes, Polyporales, Fibroporiaceae. Gene Ontology annotation, molecular function: monooxygenase activity; heme binding; iron ion binding. The coding region runs from base 1 to 1581 and encodes 526 amino acids. The transcript is spliced from 13 exons. The record is from RefSeq and is a predicted model, not a curated record.
AUGGAGCUCUUGGAGUAUACCCCGCGACUCCUCUACGUCGUCGUCGUCGUCGUCGUCGCCGUAGUGAUUUAUACUCUGUCGUCCGUUGGCCCAUGGAGGAAGGGGAGGGCUGACUUUCGACUUCCGCCAGGUCCGAAGGCUGUCCCUCUUCUGGGGAACGUGCACCAGCUGCCUUUGCAGAACCAGCACAAAUUCUUCUCAUCUUGGAGUUCCAAAUAUGGCGAUGUGAUCUUCGCUCAACUGUUCCGCACACCCACCAUAAUAAUCAAUUCCUUUCAAGUGGCGCAGGAUCUUCUGGACAAGAAGAGCUCCAAGUAUUCCUAUCGCCCGCGAUUUGUCCUACUCGCGGAAUUAAUGGGCUGGGAUAAUGUCAUUACGCAUAUGACAUAUGGCGAACGCUUUCGCAAACACCGCAGAUGGAUCGCAGACGCCUUCCAAAACAAAGACUCGUUGAAGAGCUAUCGUCCCUUGCAAUAUAAGGAGACUUAUAUUCUUCUUUCCGGACUACUCCAGAACCCCGGCGAUGUUAGGUUACAUCUUAGAAGGUUUGCUGCCGCGAUGAUCAUGAAGAUUGCCUAUGGGCAUACUGUAACAUCCAUCGACGACAAAUAUAUCCACAUAGCUGAAAGCGCAGCAAAAGAAACCGUCGAAGCAGGAGGACCAGGCUCCAUGCUUGUCGAUUUCUUUCCGUUCUUGACCCUUUGGCCUUUGUGGUUUCCCGGCGCAGGUUUUAAGCGGAAGGCGUUUGAAGUCCGAGCACUUGUGCGUAAUAUGUUGGACACACCGUUCAACAUGGUCAAAAACGCUAUGUUGUCCGGUACUGCAUCCCCGUGCUUCACCGCAUCAUUACUUGAGGAAAUGAUCAACAGCAAGUCUCCAACAGAAGAAGAUGAAGAUGACAUAAAGGGCGCUGCGGGCGUUCUGUAUGGUGCUUCGACAGACACGACCGUUGCAGUCUUGUCUACUUUUGUCCUCGCGAUGGUAUUGCACCCAGAUGUUUACAAAAAAGCUCAAGAGGAGGUAGACCGGGUUGUAGGAUCCGACCGUCUCCCUGUCUUUGAGGAUAGAAUUUCGUUGCCAUAUCUGGAAUGUGUGAUUAGAGAAGUAUACAGAUGGAAUUGUCCAGUACCACUUGGUAUUCCACACAAAGUCAUGCAAGACGACAGCUAUCGUGACUAUGAUAUACCCGGUGGUUCUAUGGUCAUUCCAAAUAUCUGGGCUAUGGUACAAGAUCACGAGCAUUAUCCUGCGCCAGAGAGCUUCCGCCCCGAGCGAUUCCUGGAGAUGAGCCAUGAUGUUGCUGAUACACGGGAUCCACGUAAUAUGGUAUUUGGUUUCGGCAGACGUGCUUGUCCUGGAAAACAAUUUGCGGACACUAGCAUAUGGCUGGUGGUGGCGAAUAUGAUAGCAACCCUUGAUAUCAGCAAGACAACAGAUUUCCGUGGAGACCCUGUUACGCCACAGGCCGCAUUCAUUUCAGGGUUUGUCAGUCAUCCGGAGCCAUUCGUUUGUAACGUUGCUCCACGGUCCGAUAAGAUCGCAGAGAUGGUAUCGGAGUUGAAUGCCAAUGCUGUAGUUUGA